This is a messenger RNA of Cannabis sativa, 1520 nucleotides long. Its product is annotated as probable 3-hydroxyisobutyrate dehydrogenase-like 1, mitochondrial. The record is from RefSeq and is a predicted model, not a curated record. The transcript has a single exon. Bases 222 to 1283 code for a protein of 353 amino acids. Gene Ontology annotation, molecular function: NAD binding; NADP binding; oxidoreductase activity. NCBI's taxonomy places the organism in Eukaryota, Viridiplantae, Streptophyta, Magnoliopsida, Rosales, Cannabaceae.
AGAACUUGUUUAGGGGAAUUCAUUCAAAAAAAAAAAAAACUUGUUUAGGGGAAAAUUUUGUGUCUCUCAAACAUGUCAUUAAUAUGGGCACAUAAAAAUCAUUCCUAGAUAAAUUUCAGUUUCCAAAAAUAAGACAAAAUUACCAGUACUGGACAAAGAUACACUAUGAUGGAUCAUGGAUGGGAUAAGGGAUUAAUGGUGGGUAGGUACAUUAGUUAGUCAUGCCACUGCAAUUCCAACUUCGCUCACUCUCAUCUUCCAACUCUUCUUUCCUCAUUUCUAAGCUCUCAAUCAACUUUCUUACCCAUCACCUCUGCCGCUCAAUGGCCACCACCACAUCCUCAGCCGAGCCCACUCUAAGCCCAUCCAACACUCGCGUGGGCUGGAUCGGCACCGGUGUCAUGGGCCGUUCAAUGUGCUCUCACCUUAUCAAAGCCGGCUACACUCUCACCGUAUUCAACCGUACUCUAUCCAAGGCCCAACCGCUCCUCGAUAUGGGGGCUCACUUGGCCCACUCUCCUCAAGCCGUCGCCGCCCAAUCCGACGUCGUAUUCUCCAUCGUAGGCUAUCCUUCCGAUGUUCGUUCUGUCCUUCUUGACCCAUCCUCUGGCGCCCUCGCUGGCCUCCGUUCCGGCGGUGUCCUAGUUGAUAUGACCACAUCGGAACCCUCUCUCGCAUCCGAGAUCUCUUCCUCCGCCGCUGCCAAAGGCUGCGCCGCGAUCGAUGCUCCGGUAUCUGGCGGAGACCUGGGAGCAAGGAACGGAACCCUAGCUAUCUUCGCCGGCGGCGAUGAGUCCGUGGUUAAUCGAUUGAAUCCUCUUUUCAGUCUGUUGGGGAAGGUCAACUACAUGGGCGGUCCGGGUAGAGGACAAUUCGCGAAGCUGGCGAACCAGAUCACCAUAGCUUCGACAAUGGUGGGGCUAGUCGAGGGAAUGGUGUACGCUCACAAGGCGGGACUCGACGUUGCGCUUUUCUUGAAGGCGAUAUCGACUGGCGCGGCUGGAUCGAGGUCUCUGGAUUUGUACGCGGCUCGGAUUCUGAAAAGGGAUUUUGAGCCAGGGUUCUUCGUCAAUCACUUUGUGAAAGAUUUGGGUAUUUGCUUAAAGGAGUGUCAGAAUAUGAGUCUUGCUCUUCCUGGGUUGGCUUUGGCUCAACAGCUUUAUGUCUCGCUUAAGGCUCAUGGUGAAGGGAAUUUGGGUACCCAGGCGCUUAUUUUAGCUCUGGAGAGGCUUAACAAUGUUUCUCUUGAAUCUUCUGUUACUGCUUCUGCUCCAGCUAGUUAGACUGGUAAGUAAACAUAAUAAUGUUCUUUAAGGCAGUGUGUUAAACUAAUAAAAGUUUCAUUAUGAUUAUGAGUAUACGAAGUAAAUAUUACAUAAUGAAGAUUCUAUGCAUUUCAUCUGUGUUGUCUCAAGUCAAGUUCAGAACUUUCUCUUUCUGAUUAUUGGCUACAUUUUAUGGUUAGUGUAAAAUGUAAAUGCAUGCUUUUUAUGAUGGAAUUAAGGACUAAGUUUUUGUGA